This is a messenger RNA of Gopherus flavomarginatus (Mexican gopher tortoise), 1071 nucleotides long. RefSeq names its product heat shock protein 30C-like. Gene Ontology annotation, molecular function: protein folding chaperone. Bases 121 to 807 code for a protein of 228 amino acids. NCBI's taxonomy places the organism in Eukaryota, Metazoa, Chordata, Testudines, Testudinidae. The record is from RefSeq and is a predicted model, not a curated record. Gene Ontology annotation, biological process: protein refolding; response to heat. The transcript has a single exon.
GGCGGCGCUGGGGCUCCGCAGCCAGUGAGCAGCAGCCAGGCAGGGAGCCGGGCAGAGGCAGCUCCAGCAGCAGCGUCUCAGCAGCUGAACUCGGACCAGCGACUCCCGGCCCCGCGCAGGAUGUUCCCGCUCCGAGUGUGGCAGUCGCCUGACUAUGGCCCCGUGUGGCUCCGCAGCAGAGCCCCAGCGUCCAGCCUCCUGGGGCCGGGUCCCCACAGCCUCUUGGAGCAGCUGGUGGGGGACGUGCAGACGCACCUGGACGAGAUGGAGCGAAUGAGACACUCCCUCCUCCUGGCUUAUCCCCUUCUCUGCGGGGAGGGCGAGGGGAGCAGGACCCCGAGGCAGAGCAGCCAGACCCUGGCUGAGGGUGCUGGGAAGGAGCCCGGGUCCCAGGCGCAGGGGAAGGAGAGGUACCAGCUCUCCAUGGACGUGAGCGGCUUCUCCCCAGCUGAGCUGAUGGUGCGAGUGGACGGGAGGAAGCUGACGGUGACGGGGAAGCGUGAGAAGAAAACGGAGUCGGAGGCUGGAGUCCGCUCCCAGGAAUACAGAGAGAUCCGCAGAGAAACUCUCCUGCCGGAAGACGUGAACGUGCAGGCCGUGCUCUGCUCCCUGUCCCAGGAUGGGCAGCUCUGCGUCGAGGCGCCACGUCUGGCCCUGCCAGCGGCGCAGGGGAGAGACAUUCCCAUCAGUGUGUGCCAGGGGGUGAAGGCUGGAGAAGGAAACCUGCCCACGGAGGGAAAGGAACCGGGGAGCAGCGAGAUGGAGACAGGAGGAAAGAGCGAGGAGACCAGCCCCAGAGAUUCCUGAAACCAGCCCCCGGCUCCAGUAACCCCCGGACUCUGGUUCAUUGACUUUACUCAGCCCAGCUAGCGAGGCUGUUGUAAUUUGUCAACACUUCUGAGCCUGUUCCUCGGCUUUGUCUCUACUCUGCUCGCUGACUGUUUCUGUGUUUGAGGAAGAUGUCAGAUGCUCUGUGACGCUGUACAGCACAGUUGGUGUUCAGAAUUUUUUACCUUGUUACUGUGAUAACUAAACUUGUUUUGUACUGUAAAUAAAAUACUGUUGUAUGAA